AUGACCAGCAUAGAUGAGCUUUUCAAGAAACCCACUUCAGCAGCCAGCGCCAAGCGUAAACUGGACGCUACCACAGAUCCAAAUGAACUCUACAAGGCUGCCAAACUAGAUGCAAACGGCGAUGUGAAAUCCAAGGGAAAGGAGCCAAUGGUUGAAGACGAGAACGAAGAUGAUGGUGAAGCUGGUCCAGAGCUACCUCCGGACUUCGAUGCCGAGGAUAUCCCAGACGAUGAGGAAGGGCGCUUUUUCGGAGGCGGCAUGGAGCGCCAGACGGCUCAGGCGAUGCAUUAUAUUGACCAGCAGGAAGAAGGGGAUGUUGCGCCCGAGAAAUUCGAUGCCGCAUGGCUGCGACGAUUUGCUCUCAAUUUCGAAAAAAAGAUAUCAAAGAAUGCCGAGUUGCGCGGAAAAUAUGAGAACGAUCCACAAAAGUUCAUGGCCUCGGAAGCCGAUCUAGACAACGAAAUAAAGGGACUAUCCAUUCUCUCAGAGCACCCCGAAUUAUACAUGGAGUUUUCAGAGUUGGGCUGCGUAGGCUCUCUGAUAUCUUUACUCUCGCACGAGAACGCAGAUAUUGCCAUUGAUGCGAUCCAAAUCAUCGGCGAGUUAACCGACGAAGAUGUUGAAGCCGAGCAAGAACAAUGGGACACAUUGGUAAAUGCAAUGUUGGAUGCCGACCUUAUCGAACUAUUAGCCCAGAACUUGUCACGGUUGGACGAAGAGUCUGAUGUCGACAGAGCAGGGGUUUACUAUGUACUGAGUGUUUUAGAGAACCUUGCGUCCCAAACUUCACAUGCAGAGAAGCUAGGCGAUGAUUCAAAUUUGCUUCCAUGGCUCCUGACUCGCAUACAGAAGAAGGAAAGACCGGUAAGCCAAAACCAGCAAUAUGCAGCUGAAAUAUUAGCCAUCCUAUUGCAGUCGUCUUCCAGGACGCGAAACAAAUUUAUUGGUCUCGAGGGCGUCGAUAUCCUUCUUCAACUGCUCAGCCAAUACCGUAAGCGCGAUCCUGCAAAGGAUUCAGACGAGGAAGAAUUCGUGGAGAACCUGUUCGACUGCUUGAUCUGCCUCGUCGAUGAAGACUCCGGAAAGGAAAAGUUUAUUGAGGGCGAAGGUAUCGAACUUGCACAAAUCAUGUUGAAGGAAGGAAAGUUCAGUAAACCGCGCGCUUUGCGGGUCUUAGAUCAUGCCCUGGGUGGAUUGGGUGGCAGGCCCGCGUGCGAAAGGUUUGUCGAAGCAGCAUGCUUGAGAACAGUGUUUGGGAUGUUCAUGAAGAAGCAAGAAAAUCAAACGAUAGAGCAUUUAUUGGGUAUCUUUGCUUCGCUUCUGCGUCUCCUACCGGGAGGCUCAGCAGCCCGUAUCCGUACUCUUGCUAAAUUCAUGGAAAAAGAUUAUGAGAAGAUUGAGAAGUUAGUAAAGCUGAGGCGCGAUUAUGCGUCGAGGGUAACGCCAGUUGAACAAGCUAUCGAGAAAGAACGGAAGAAUUUCACUGAAGAGGAACGAGAGGUGAUGGCAGUGGAAUGGCUCUCUCGGCGAUUUGAUGCUGGUCUAUUCUCCCUCCAGCUCAUCGAUGUAAUGCUGGCGUGGCUUGUGGCAGAAGAUGAUGGCGCUAAAAAGAAGAUCAUGUCCCUUUUGGCAGACCGCGACGAAGGCCUUUCUCUGAUCCAGGGCACAUUGAAAGAACAAAUUGAAGGGCUUUCGGACGAUGACCCCGGACAGAGAGAUCAUAAGGAAAUGCUUGAGACUCUUUUACAGUGUCACUGCUCCUUUCAGCAGCAAGACAGCCUGUGCGCGGGAUCUUUUAUUCAAGCGCGUCGCGCUAACCUCGUCAAAAUGGCGGACUACGAUGAUGCCUACGAGGAUGAGUUUUACGAUGAUAUGGAGGAGGGGAUCACUUCGGAGGAUUGCUGGACUGUCAUCUCGUCUUUCUUCGAUACGAAGGGUCUAGUCUCGCAGCAGCUGGAUUCUUUCGAUGAAUUCAUUUCAUCGACAAUGCAAGAACUUGUGGAGGAACAAGGCCAAGUAACACUCGACCAGACACUUCCGCCUGACGAAGAUGAAGUCGAUCCCGUUGUUGUCCGUCGCUAUGAGCUCAAGUUCGGAACAGUUAUGCUUUCCCGCCCCUCGGUCACUGAGGGUGAUGGUGCCACCACAAUCAUGUUGCCCCAGGAAGCUCGUCUGCGAAACCUUACCUACGCUAGUCCCCUCUACCUCGGCAUCACAAAGCGAAUUAUGGAAGGUAGGGAGCGAUCGGUUGCUGAUCGUGACGAUGAGGAGAUAGAGGAGGAUGAAGACAGAAAGGCUCGUGGCACAUACCUCCAGUGGGAGCAGAAGGAGCUGCCGGCCGAUCAAGCCAAAGAGGAAACCGUUUUCAUCGGAAAAGUGCCUAUUAUGCUCAAGUCCAAGUAUUGUAUUCUGAAGGAUCUGAGUGAGCAGGCUCUAUAUAACUGGAAUGAAUGCCCUUAUGACUCUGGUGGUUAUUUCAUCAUCAACGGAAGCGAAAAGGUUUUGAUUGCCCAGGAGCGAAGUGCAGGUAACACGGUCCAGGUUUUCAAAAAAGCACCUCCGAGUCCCACACCUUAUGUGGCCGAAAUUCGAAGUGCCGUCGAGAAAGGAUCUCGACUCCUUUCCCAACUGUCCCUUAAGUUGUUCGCUAAGGGUGAUAGUGCAAAGGGUGGCUUCGGCCCUACUAUCAGGUCCACAUUGCCCUAUGUGAAGACGGACAUUCCAAUCGUCGUCGUUUUCAGAGCGCUCGGUGUGGUCUCUGAUGAGGACAUUCUUAACCACAUUUGCUACGACCGUAACGACAUUCCUAUGCUGGAAAUGCUCAAGCCUUGUAUUGAAGAGGGUUUCGUCAUUCAAGAUCGUGAAGUUGCUUUGGAUUUCAUUGCUAAGCGUGGCUCUUCCCAAUCAAGCAUGAAUCAUGAGCGUCGUGUGAGAUACGCGCGUGAAAUCAUGCAAAAGGAGUUGCUUCCUCAUAUCUCACAGAGCGAAGGUAGUGAGACUAGGAAGGCAUUCUUCUUGGGUUAUAUGGUGCACAGACUUCUGCAAUGUGCUCUAGGCCGCCGGGAUGUUGAUGACCGUGAUCACUUCGGAAAGAAGCGUCUCGAUCUUGCAGGCCCCCUUCUGGCGAACCUCUUCCGUGUUCUGUUUACGCGAGUUACUCGUGAUCUCCAGCGUUAUGUCCAGAGAUGUGUUGAGACCAACAGAGAGAUUUACCUCAAUAUUGGUAUCAAGGCCAGCACACUGACCGGUGGCUUGAAGUACGCUCUUGCUACUGGUAACUGGGGUGAACAGAAGAAGGCCGCAAGCGCUAAGGCUGGUGUCUCACAAGUGCUCAGUCGUUAUACUUACGCUUCUACUUUGUCACAUCUUCGCCGAACCAACACGCCUAUAGGUCGUGAUGGUAAAAUUGCUAAACCUCGCCAGCUUCACAAUACCCAUUGGGGGUUGGUCUGUCCAGCAGAGACUCCUGAAGGUCAGGCUUGUGGUCUGGUCAAGAACUUGGCCCUCAUGUGUUAUGUCACUGUUGGUACACCCAGCGAACCUAUCAUUGACUUUAUGAUUCAGCGUAACAUGGAAGUUCUCGAGGAGUUUGAGCCUCAAGUGACACCCAAUGCAACAAAGGUCUUCGUGAAUGGAGUGUGGGUCGGUAUUCACAGAGAUCCUGCUCAUCUUGUCAACACAAUGCAGUCGCUGCGGCGACGAAAUAUGAUCUCUCACGAGGUCAGUUUGAUUCGCGAUAUCCGCGAGCGGGAGUUCAAGAUCUUCACCGAUGCUGGACGUGUUUGCAGGCCGUUAUUCGUCAUUGACAAUGAUCCGAAGAGCGAAAACUGUGGCGGUCUGGUCUUGAACAAGGAGCACAUCCGCAAGUUGGAACAAGACAAAGAAUUACCACCCGACCUCGACCCUGAAGAUCGUAGAGAACGUUACUUUGGAUGGGAUGGGUUAGUGAGAUCUGGUGUUGUAGAGUAUGUUGACGCCGAAGAAGAAGAGACGAUCAUGAUUGUCAUGACACCGGAAGACCUGGAGAUUUCCAAACAGCUUCAGGCUGGUUACGCCCUUCCUGAAGAAGAGCUCGAUCCUAACAAGCGUGUCCGUUCUAUACUGAGCCAGAAGGCACAUACUUGGACCCACUGUGAGAUUCAUCCUAGUAUGAUUCUCGGUGUUUGUGCUAGUAUCAUUCCAUUCCCUGAUCACAAUCAGUCGCCCCGUAACACAUACCAAUCUGCUAUGGGUAAGCAAGCUAUGGGUGUGUUCUUGACAAACUUCGACCAGCGCAUGGAGACGAUGGCGAAUAUUCUCUACUACCCUCAGAAGCCACUAGCGACAACACGGUCAAUGGAGUUCCUGCGAUUCCGUGAAUUGCCAGCUGGUCAAAAUGCCAUCGUUGCUAUUGCUUGCUAUUCUGGUUACAACCAGGAAGAUUCGGUUGUUAUGAACCAAAGCAGCAUUGAUCGUGGUCUUUUCCGCAGUCUUUUCUACCGUACGUACACAGACAGCGAGAAGAUGGUUGGUUUGACGGUUGUUGAACGUUUUGAGAAGCCAAUGCGACAGGAUACGAUUGGCAUGAGAAAGGGCACUUAUGAUAAACUGGACGAGGAUGGUAUCAUUGCUCCUGGUGUACGUGUCUCUGGUGAGGAUAUCAUCAUUGGUAAGACGGCCCCUCUGGCUCCCGAUGCGGAAGAGCUCGGCCAGAGAACCAAAGCCCAUACCAAGCUGGAUGUCUCUACACCUCUUAGGAGUACUGAGAGCGGUAUAGUGGACCAGGUUCUGGUGUCCACCAGCAAUGAUGAUCUGAAGUUCGUCAAGGUCCGUAUGCGGACUACCAAAAUCCCUCAAAUUGGAGACAAAUUCGCUUCGCGUCACGGACAGAAGGGUACUAUUGGUAUUACCUACCGUCAAGAAGACAUGCCUUUCUCUCGGGAAGGUGUUUCGCCUGAUUUAGUCAUCAACCCUCACGCCAUUCCCUCGCGUAUGACCAUCGCUCACUUGAUCGAGUGCCAGCUUAGUAAAGUGUCAGCCCUGCGUGGCUUUGAGGGUGAUGCGACACCCUUUACCGAUGUUACUGUCGAUUCUGUCUCUCGUCUACUUCGCGAGCACGGCUACCAGUCUCGUGGGUUUGAGGUAAUGUACAACGGCCAUACCGGCCGGAAGCUAGUGGCACAGGUGUUCUUGGGACCUACGUACUAUCAACGUCUGCGCCACAUGGUCGAUGACAAGAUCCAUGCCCGUGCCCGUGGACCGACUCAGAUCUUGACUAGACAGCCCGUGGAAGGUCGUGCCCGUGAUGGUGGUCUCAGAUUCGGAGAGAUGGAACGUGAUUGUAUGAUCGCCCAUGGAGCAAGUGCCUUCCUAAAGGAACGUCUCUUUGACGUUUCUGACCCGUUCCGCGUCCACAUCUGCGAUGACUGCGGGUUAAUGACGCCAGUCGCUAAACUGAAGAAGGGACUUUUUGAGUGUCGACUGUGCAACAACAAGCACAGGAUCUCACAAGUGCAUAUCCCAUAUGCCGCCAAGCUUCUGUUCCAAGAGCUGGCCUCAAUGAACAUUGCCGCCCGCAUGUUUACCAACCGUUCCGGUGUGUCCGUGCGGUGA
Aspergillus pseudonomiae is the source of this 5592-nucleotide messenger RNA. Its product is annotated as beta and beta-prime subunits of DNA dependent RNA-polymerase. Bases 1 to 5592 code for a protein of 1863 amino acids. Gene Ontology annotation, molecular function: DNA binding; DNA-directed RNA polymerase activity; ribonucleoside binding. Gene Ontology annotation, cellular component: RNA polymerase II, core complex. NCBI's taxonomy places the organism in Eukaryota, Fungi, Ascomycota, Eurotiomycetes, Eurotiales, Aspergillaceae. The transcript has 13 exons. The record is from RefSeq and is a predicted model, not a curated record. Gene Ontology annotation, biological process: DNA-templated transcription.